AUGGCUACUCGCGGACGAGGUCGUACACGUUCACGUAGAGAGAGUAGAAACGAGCAACCGGCCGAUAACCAUGCCGAGUUCAUGGCGGCAAUGGCGAAUCUUGCGAACACCAUGGAGGCGAAUGUUGCUGCGACUCUGCAAGCUGCGCAGAGGUUAGGCCAACCGGCGGGGAAUGGAGACGGAAAUGAUGAUGACUUAGGAGGUGCUCCGAUGACCCUAGCUACGUUUCUGAAACAUGUCCCGAGCAACCAAUACGUGGAGUUUGCUGCUUAUCAGCUUCUGGAAGAGGCCCAGCAUUGGUGGCAGGCAGAAUGCCGCUUACUACAACUUCAGAAUGCCGAUGUUCCUUGGGAUGUAUUUCAAACGGCCUUCUACAAGAAGUACUUUCCUGAGUCUACAAGGGAGGCGAAGGAAAUGGAACUUAUGCAGCUGAAGCAAGGUUCUUUGUCUGUGACAGACUACACCAACAGAUUUGAGGAGCUCUGUAGGUUCUCUAGGGCGUGUCAGGGUGCCCCGGAGACCUAUGAAAGUUGGAAGUGUAUCACGUACCAAAGGGGCUUGAAGGACGACAUCAUGACUGCUGUGGCUCCUAUGGAGAUUCGGAUUUUCUCCGAUCUAGUGAACAAGGCAAGAGUGGUUGAGGAAUGCGCAAUGACGGUUGCCUCGUCAAGGGACACUCAUGGAGGAAACACUAGUAGAGAACGCGACGUUUACCUUGGACCGAGGGGACAGAACUUCAAGAGAUAUGGUGAGGGAAAGCGGUCAAGAGCUUACUCCCCUGAUAUGAAAUGUCAGGAGUGUGGGAGCUACCAUCCGAAUAGGUCAUGCCAGUUGGGUAAGAAACUAUGUUACAAGUGUGGCGCACUGGGACAUUUGGUUAGAGAUUGUCCACACUGA
Arachis ipaensis is the source of this 897-nucleotide messenger RNA. The record is from RefSeq and is a predicted model, not a curated record. NCBI's taxonomy places the organism in Eukaryota, Viridiplantae, Streptophyta, Magnoliopsida, Fabales, Fabaceae.